Molecule: messenger RNA, 5009 nt
Organism: Nilaparvata lugens (brown planthopper)
Lineage: Eukaryota; Metazoa; Arthropoda; Insecta; Hemiptera; Delphacidae
Gene: mus201
Product: DNA repair protein complementing XP-G cells
Exons: 12
Coding region: 49-3792 (1247 amino acids)
Biological process (GO): nucleotide-excision repair
Cellular component (GO): nucleus
Molecular function (GO): DNA endonuclease activity; single-stranded DNA binding
Source: RefSeq, a predicted model, not a curated record
AACGAGACGCCUUUAAAGCGGUGACUGCUAAAAAUAAAUGUUUUGAAAAUGGGAGUCCAUGGUUUAUGGAAGCUACUGGAUUCGGUUGGAGAGCCAAUUCCUGUUGAAACAUUGGAAAACCAGAUUCUUGCUGUUGAUGUGUCGAUAUGGCUUCACCAGCUGAUGAAGGGAUUCCAGGACUCAGCUGGAAGCACAGUGCCCAAUGCUCAUCUCGUUGGUCUCUUCCAUAGGAUAUGCAAACUGUUGUUCUUCCGCAUCAGGCCCGUAUUUGUGUUCGAUGGUGGUGUUCCAGUACUCAAGAAGAAAACUAUUGCGAACCGCAACCAGUUGAAGGACAGGGCGGCCAUUGCAUCGGAGAAGGCGCGGCAACAGCUGUUGAAGAACCUGCUGAAACAGCGGGCAGUCGGACAAGUGCUUGAGGACCUCAAGGCCACACCAGGUGUCUCCUCGCAACGGCAGCCUGAUCUUUAUGAGCUGCCUCCCAUAGCUCAGCAAAUUGAUAACUCUGAGGACAGUGAUGACAUCAAAGAAUGCUCGAGCUCAUCUGAAGAUGACUACAAGAAGAAGAAGAAAUACAAGGAUCUGCAUACAAUCGACGUGAAGAGUGCCGAAUUCAAGGCGCUACCUGCCGACAUAAGGCAUGACAUUCUCACCGAUCUGAAAGAGACUAGGAAGCAGAAUUCAUGGGGUCGCAUACAUGAACUUCCUGAAGAUAUGGGUGGGUUCUCGAGCUACCAGAUGUCGCGACUGCUGAAGCGGCGCUCGGUGCAGGUGUCGCUGGAGGAGGCCGAGAAGGAGAUGGGAGGCCACACGCUCAGUCUGGCCGACAUCGAGACGCUGCUCGCCGAACAGGGAGUCGACACCACCGCCACCGCCACCGCCGGCAGGAGGAUUGCCUCCGACAAUGUCACGCGUUAUGUCUACGCCAAUGAACUAUUGAAAGAGGGAAAACAAUCGAAAUCGCUAUCGCAAAGUACUGUAAGCUCAGAUGGCGUAAAGAAAGAUGAAGACAUCAAAUGGGAAGACGAAGAUGAAAUCAUGAUAAUCGACGAUGAAAUUAUUUGUACUGGCGCGAUCAAAGUGAAGACUGAAAAAGAUGACGAUGACGAUGUUGAGACCACUGAAUGUUCACAAAACACGAAAGUCAAGGUUGAAGAGGAAGAGGAUUCCUCAGAGUCGGCCAUUUUCGAAGAUAUUGUCAAAGAAGAAAUGGAAUUGAGGAAACAGUUUGCAACCGACGACAUGGGGAUUUCACAGGAACAGAUUCUUUUGUUGAUUAAGGAACAAAAGAAUGCAUCCGAAGCCAAAGAAUCGGCAGAGUAUAGUGUGCCUUCAACUUCCAAAGACCUGGGGGAAAGUAGGUUUGUGGACCAAGAUGUUGCACAAGUUGAUAAAAUAACCAAAGAUCGACAACGUGAGAAAACCGAUCAUCAAAUAGUUGAAUCGGAUGAAAUAAAUGAGAUUUGUGAGAAGAGUUUGAGAAAUAAGAGAUCUGAUGUAAAUAGUGUACAGAGUGUUGAUAAAGUUGAUGAUGUAAAUAUUUAUAAUGAAGAUGUAUUAUUAAGAAAAGAUAAAUCUUUACCAAAGACCAGUAACAAAGAUUUGAGUAGUAGAGCAAACAAGGAUGUAUCAAAUAAAGCAUUAUUGGUAGAUUCUGCUAAAGAUAAUGAAAAAGUGCAAAAUUUAUCUUAUUCAGUAACUCGAGGGUCAUCCAAUAAAAGCAAUUCUAAUGAUGAUGUACAAAUUGUAGUCUCAGAAAGUAGCGACAAUAAAUCUGAGAAGAUUAACGUUUUAUCAAAAUUAAGACAGAAAAAAUAUGAAAAAUCAAAAAUUGAUGAUGAUGAUUUACUUGUAGUCAGCUUUGAGAAGGAAGUAAGUGGUUCAAAAGCUGUGGUAGAUAAUGAUUCCCAUAAAAUUCACGGAGAGAGUGAGAAGAAAUCAAAUCUAACUAGAAUUGAUCAAGUUGAAGUAGAAAAUGAUUCUCUGGAAAUCACAGUGAGCACUCAGAAGAAAGAAGGUGGUGAUGAAGAAGAAGAAGACAUAUUUGCCGACAUUUUUUCGAAUGAUAAUGGGAGUGAGAAUAUUGUGAAUCUACUGGAGAAAGAGGGCAAACAAGAAGCGGCGAAAGAUAUAGAAUUAAUGAGUUCGGCUACGAGUAGUAGUGAUGACGUCAUCAAUGACAUCAUUUCUGAAGAUGAUUCGUCUGCAGUUGACGAUCCUGAGGAGGUUGAGAAAAAUGAAAGAGAAAACGUGAUGGAGGAAUGUGGACAUGUUGAGGAUGAGGUUAGAAAUGAUGAUGGAGGUAGUGAACCACAUUCUAGCCAGUAUUUCAAAUCGCCCGAUUCGGAUUUGGUGAAAUCCAAUGCAAAAUCUCCUGACACUGCGGCGACAAAGAGUAGUGAGAACGUUCCUGUUACCAAUGAUGGAGCAGAAGACGCACAAACCGAAAGAAAGAAGCGGAUACUUUCCACGAAGGAACUCAAAGGUUUGCAGAGUAUUUUAGAGAAGCAAGAGGUAGAAUUGAUACAAGUACAAGGGAGGGAAGAGAGAUUGGCAUCCACAGUUACUGAACAGAUGAGGCUUGAAGCCGAGGAACUUCUGCAGCUGUUCGGCGUGCCCUGGGUUAAGGCGCCCAUGGAGGCGGAAGCCCAGUGCGCCUUCCUGGACCUUGUCGGCCUGACGCAGGGCACUAUCACCGAUGACAGCGACAUCUGGCUGUUUGGCGCCAACCGAGUCUACAAGAACUUCUUCAAUCAGAACAAGUAUGUGCUCCAGUUCCGCGCUGACGACAUCAAGAGCUUUUUCAAACUGUCUCGGGGUGACCUGAUCGAACUAGCUCUGCUUGUGGGCAGUGACUACACAGUGGGAAUCAAUGGCAUUGGGCCGGUGACCGCACUAGAGAUCAUCUCCACGUUUCGUCCCGCGAGCAGCUCGCCAGAGAGCAUCCUCUCUACUCUACGCGCGUUCAAGCAGUGGCUGCAGCAUCCCAGCAACAGCAAGACCUCGCAGCUGGCUAGGAAGUUGAAGGAUGUCGAGCUCGAUGAAGGGUUUCCGAGUGCAGAUGUAGUGGACGCUUACCUGAAGCCGUGCGUUGACGAGUCGGAGGAGGCCUUCUCAUGGGGCAGCCCGGACAUCGACGGCCUCAAGGUGUACGCGCAGCGCAAAUUCGGAUGGAGUCCCAGCAAGGUCGAUCAACUACUACUCCCCGUCAUCAAAAGUCUCACUCAGAAAACGAGCCAAACCAGGAUAGAAACGUUCUUUAACAUGAAACCGGCCAUUCCGCAACACAACGACAGAGUUAGUCGGAGGGUGCAGAGGGCCGUGGAACGCAUGGGUGGUGGGGUGGGUGAGGGGGUUGCUGAAGAGGAGGGGGGACAGAGGAGGAGAGCAAGAGAUUUGCUAGCCGAGGGCGAGGAGGAUGAAGGAGGAGGCGGUAGAGGGCGUGGAAGGAGGGUUAGAGGAGGAAAGCGGGGAAGAGGCGGGAUCCGGGACGAGAUAAGGAUAGCGACGGAGAGAGAUAGGUUCCGCAGUCGGCAGCCGAGAUCACGACCCCGGCCAACGCCCCCACAUCCUGUUCCCGGGCCGUCGUCGACCGAGACCCGGCACCCUGUGGCCACCCCGAGGCAGGAGCUCAUUCCCCAGCGUGAACGUGACCGGUUGGAGGGACUCAAGCGUAAGAUUCAGGCCAUCAAUGUGCUCAAAACUAAGAAGAAGGUGAAGAAGGUGAAUAGGCCCCCUCGGGCGCCCAUCAGGCGAGAGGCUGAUUUGUCGGAGAGUAGUGGCAGUGAUUAGGUUCAUCCAAAUCUUCCUUCGAUCAAUAAAUUUGGUUAACUUUUUGGUUAGGGUUACUAUUAAUUAUCAAGAAAUAAAAAAUCCAAGUACCAUAUUUAAAAAGAAGGUUACUUAGAUGUUUUAUUUUUAUCUCUUGAUAUUCAGUUGUUUCUAUGUUUGAUGAAAGUAUUUAAAAGUUAUUUCAAUGAAUAACUUUAUGUGUUUCUAUUUUUGAUAAAAGUUUUUUAAAAUUACAGUAAUUAGACAUUAUUUCUAUGCACAAAUUUAGUAACUUGUUUCUAUGUUUGACACUUGAAAGUAUAGUAAUUGGAAGAACGUGCCAAAGGCACUAACUUAUCAGAGUGAAGUUUUGGUGUUAGUAGUUAGAUAUAGUAAUUAGUUUUUAUUGAAAAUCUAUUUGAAAUUGAUUUUUUAAUACUUUUUAUGAAAAAUUGUUUCUAUGUUUUCUACAUGUAGAAGAAAUGACAAUAGAAUAAAUUGAAGAUAUUGCAUUUUUUGCUGAAUUACUACAUAUUAGUGACAGUAAAAGUAGCAGAUACAAUGACAAUAUAUUUCCCAUCAGUUAUUAGAUAUUGGAUACAGUUGAAGAUAUUUGACUCUUCCCAUUCAGCUCGGCCGAGCGAGUAUAAAUAGUCCCACUAUAACUUAUGGGAAUAAUAUUAUCACUGUCACUAAUAUAUGUGGGAAUCCAGCUUAAAGUGCUUUUAAGUAAAUCAUUGUUGCGUGUGAAACUAGUUGAAAAAAUUCAGUUGAAAAAUGAUAUUAUUGUAGUGAUUAGGUUCGAUGCCAAUUUAAUUUGUUUACAAUUUAUUUUCAUAUUAUUAAUUUUAAUAAUAUUAUUUUAUUAAUUAUUAAUUUCAAUGAUUGUUUCCGUGUAAAUUGAUUGUAUAUAUUUUGUGAGAAUCAUUUCAAUAUGUGCAUGUGCAGAUGAAUGACUGAUGAAAUCAUAUACAUUUUUACCCAAAGAUAUUUUAAGAUAUUAAAAUAGCAUCUAAUAAUACAUUUCCAUUUUUAUUAAAAAAUUCAUCAGAUUGAAUUGUUGGAAUUGAUUUUUAAAAUGCAUACUCUUCAAAAGAAUUAUUGAAAUCAUUAUUAUUUUAGAUUUUGUAAAUAGAUUGUUUGUAUAAUCAAAUAAAAAUGUAUUUUAUGGCGUUAUUUUAUUGUUUUAAAUUUUGCACAAAAGCAUGUUGUAUAAUAUCCAUUAAUAAAGGAAUACC